Messenger RNA from Brachypodium distachyon (stiff brome), 1118 nucleotides. Its product is annotated as expansin-A28. Lineage: Eukaryota; Viridiplantae; Streptophyta; Magnoliopsida; Poales; Poaceae. The coding region runs from base 151 to 912 and encodes 253 amino acids. The transcript has 2 exons. Gene Ontology annotation, biological process: plant-type cell wall organization. The record is from RefSeq and is a predicted model, not a curated record. Gene Ontology annotation, cellular component: extracellular region.
AGCACUACACUGCUCUCUCUGUUUUCAAACAAUCCAGCAAACAGCCGCACUCUCUUCUCUUAUUCCCACGUAUUCUCCACAUCGAUCCUAGGUAGCUAGUUAGAUCCUUGUUGCUUCAAGAUCUACCAGCCACCGGUGAUCGUUUCGGAGAUGGGCACACCAAGGAAGGUGAUGCUCUUGGCUCUCUUCGCACUCUGCAUCGAGUCGGCAGUGGCAGAUUGGAGCAAGGGGACGGCCACGUUCUACGGCGGCCAGGACGCCUCCGGCACGAUGGGUGGCGCUUGCGGGUACCAGAACCUGUACGACCAAGGGUACGGCGUGAACAACGCGGCGCUGAGCACGGCGCUGUUCAACGACGGUGCGUCUUGCGGGCAGUGCUACCUGAUCAUGUGCGACGCCAGCAGCACUGGUUGGUGCAGGGCCGGCUACAGCACGGUCACCGUCACGGCCACCAACCUCUGCCCUCCCAACUGGGCGCUCCCCAACAACAACGGCGGCUGGUGCAACCCGCCCCGCCCGCACUUCGACAUGUCGCAGCCGGCAUGGCUCCAGAUCGGCAUCUACAAGGCCGGCAUCAUCCCCAUCCUCUACCAGCAGGUCAAGUGCUGGAGGCAGGGCGGGAUCCGGUUCAGCAUCGCCGGGUUCAACUACUACGAGCUGGUGCUCGUCACCAACGUCGGCGGCAGCGGCUCCAUCAGGGCCAUGUCGGUCAAGGGCUCCAACACCGGGUGGAUCCCCAUGACCAGGAACUGGGGCGCCAACUGGCAGUCCACCUCGGCGCUCGUCGGCCAGGCGCUCUCCUUCAUGGUCACCUCCACCGGCGGCCAGACGCUCUACCUCAACAACGUCGUGCCCUACUGGUGGACCUUUGGCUCCACCACGUAUACCAGCAACAAUCAGUUUGACUAUUGAUCGAUCCACAUAUAUAUAUAUAUAUAUUCUUCCAUGAUCCAUAUAUAUUCUCCAUCAUCGUGCAGCUAGGGGUGCCAUGGUGCACUGACAGAUUAAAUUGGUUUGGUUGACUUAAUGGCGCAUGCAAUGUGGGGUGAUCUGGAUUUCGAUCUGUGUAAUUCGUAUUACAUAAGUUAAUAAAUAUGCUCCCGAUUUUUAAUUUUAAA